Messenger RNA from Xyrichtys novacula (pearly razorfish), 4661 nucleotides. Lineage: Eukaryota; Metazoa; Chordata; Actinopteri; Labriformes; Labridae. The record is from the annotation of a GenBank genome assembly.
AUACAAAUUAACAGAGUGUCCCUGAAGGCAGCACCAGGUUCACUCUCACGUCGUUGCGCCUUAAUUGAAAAAGAGGAAUACUGAAGCUUUGUUAUGACUUUAGAGGGAGGCAGCACAUUCAGCUCAUUGUUUCUUUUUAAUGUAUCCCCCCCUUCCUCUCUCUCCCUCCCUCUCUCACCGUCUCCCAUCUCCCCCCAGUGCCAAACUGGGAGCCUGUCUCUAUGACAACGUGGUGCAGGCGGGGUUUGCCAGCUGGAGGCAGAGUCGAUCAGUCCUCUUCAGUUGGCAUCGGUGCUUCGAAAACCUCCACACCGCAUCACGCCCUGAGUGGAAUGGAAGACAAGGACAAGAAAGAGCAUGUAUGUAGCUGCGCUUUUCUCCGCCUUUGCUGCAUGAAAAACAUAAUUUCUGCGCAUUUUCACUCACCGGGUUCACUACUGUUGCAUUGAUAGUUUGUCCAGCUGAGUCACGGAUUGUUAAAAACGUGGUUGACUGAAGCUUUUGUUCAGAUCGGGCAGCUUCACUUAGAUGAACAUAAGAUCAGGAUGCAUGAUGAAGAAGCGUCCCUCUAUAAAAGCUUCAGUGUUGUCAUAUUGAGCAGCACAGGCCUCAUCCUCACCCUCAUCUCCUCCUCACCUCUUUUUGUUUCACACAGGGGGAGUACACCGGAGAGAUAAAGGGCGGGCUGCGGCCUUCAAUGAAGCUGGUAGUUAUGGGAAUUAUCAACAAGAAGCCUAAAAGGUAAACACACACACACACACACACACACACACACACACCUGUUUUUACAUUAUGGAGAAACUGUUGCACACAUGACGUGGCAGCCAGUGGAAAUAGGUGAACAAAUAAUGUCCAGGCUUGUUGCAGAUCUGCAGCUGGAGUCUGUGUUUGAGUGCCAACCACCCAGCUAGACCCUGUUUUAGAAAAAAAAACAUCUUUGCAAUGCCAGGCAGUGCGUCUCCUAAUUAUAGGUUUCUCUGGAAGUGCGUGGGAGAGCUGCAAAAUCCCAUGAAAACUGAGGAGUCAUACUGGAAUUCCUCCAGUCGAUAAGAUCAGCUGCUGUUUUUUCACUCAGUCAUCGGGUAAAUGUUUGAUAAAGGAUCAAAACUCAGGGUACAGGCUUCAAGAAAAUAAGCAGAACUUUCUUUAUGUGUCAGGAGAGACUUAUUUUUAGCUGCAGGAAACACCGAGAAGGUUUUCAGGACAAAAUCUCCCAAAGGACCGUGAAUGUAAAAUGUUUCUUUUUGGGAGAUUUUACUUUUUUUAAAUCUAUCAGAGAUGCUGAAACACUUAAUUGAAGUUAAAAGAUGAGCCAAACUCCUACCAGGGGUGUGACAUUAAGUAUGUGUGCAAACUCCUUUAUCCCAUCUACAACUAUUCUGAUAUCUACUUAUCAAGUAUCAUACGGAUGUAAAAUUGCAUGAUAAAGUAGUUCCUGUGCAAAAGAUUUCUAGUUUGUUUCUAAAAGCCCAAACAAAAGAACAUUUUCUUAGUUUAAAUGCAAAUAAAUCGACUCACAGCCUGUUGCAACGCCUUCCAAAUACUUCUCUUUAACAGGCCCCGCGAGGAAACUCUGUAGAGACGGUGGAAUAAAUGUAGAGAGUUAAAGAGGUCACAUUUUUAUACAUUACUUUACCCCAACUGGAUUAUAAUAAUAUUAAUAAUAAUGAUAAUGAUAAUCCAUUAGGGCUGGGACAGUAUGCUUUUCUCCCGAUUUGAUUCUUCUAUGAUUUUUUGGAUGCCGAUUCUAUUAAAAUUACAAUUCUACGAUAUUGUCAAUUCUCUCUAUUUUUAAUCUGUAUUUUUAACACCAGUGAAAACUGUUGAUGUUUAUGAUUGUCUACUGAAUAUUCCAGGAACCAUAUUUCCCCCAAUCACACAUCAUAUGAAAGUCAGUUUUUAAGAUUUAUUCUUAAAUUGGAAAAAAAAAGAUUUUAAGACUUUAAAAACAAAAAAUCGUGAUACUUCUGUGAAUCGAUUCUCUCUCCCGCCCUGAUAAUCUGUAUGGGGGCAUUUAGAAGUCCUUUACCUUGUUUUUAAUAGGAGUAAACAUUUAAUUCACUCUGGUUUGUUUUCUAGUCUGUGUCAUUGAACGCAACAUUAGUGCAUUACAGAUGAAGACCAGAAGAUGUCACUGUGCUCCAAAAAUAUCCUCAGAAGUUCACAGAUGAUUGGAGGAAAAGUUAGGAAAAAAAUACUCAACUUUAAAAACCCCAAUGUGAACCAAAAAAGACCUGCUCUGAAAAUGAUCUGUGUUAAAUAAAAUAUCCUGUCAACUCUCUACUGUUACAGCUAAUGUUUUAAUUAUAAUUUAAAAACUAAUUUAUUCAUUUAAAAUGAAAUAUUUACUGUUAUUGAAGUUCAGUGAGGUGACUGCACUCAGUAAAUAUUCGUCCUCUGUUGGAGCAGCAUGGAGGUGACUCUGUCCAGCCACCCUCAGGAGGAGGAGGAGGAGGGCGACGUGGGUCUUCAGCUGAAGGUCAGCUUCAUGGACAAAGCCGUCCAACGAAACGCCCGCCUGGCCGGAAAGUGGGGAAAAGCUGAAAACACCCUCUCCUUCUUUCCUUUUGCAGCUGGAGAAUCAUUCAAGGUACUUUUGGACUUUAACUAAACAGAUCUGACCUCUACUUCAGUGGUUCUCAACUGGUGGGUCCCACCCUAAAAGUGGGUCGCGGACAUGUUCUGGAUGGGUCACGAACAGCUGGUCAAAAAGCUGAUAUAUGUAACUUCAGUAGUUGUCAUCUUCAUGUUGUCCUCUUCAUGUGCUCUGAAAUGAACUUUACUCAAUAAAACAAGUGGAUUUAUGUUAAAUAUUUGAGUCUUUAAAGGUUGUUUUUUAAUAAAAAUACAUUUGCUCGGUUUGAAUUCUAUAAAAGUGGGUCGAGACCAGUUGGGAACCACUGCUCUACUUUAUCUUAAACUUUCUCCUCUUCUUCACCUCUGACCCUCAGAUGGAGAUCGUCUGCGAGCACCAGCAGUUUCGUAUCCUCGUGGACGGUCAGCCUCUGUGCGGCUUCACCCACCGCUUCUCGCCGCUCGCCUCCCUCACUGCCUUACGAGUCUUUGGAGAUCUACAGCUCACCAAGGUGGCCUAACGGCAGGAGCAGAACAGAAAGGAAGUUCUGGGACAGUACAUACGUGACAUUAGAGCCAGUUUUUCAGAGAGUAAAUUAACCCAUGAUGGAAGUUUAACCUGCCUCGUAAUCCCGAGUUAAGACUAAGUGCCUUCAUUAGAUUACCUAUUUGGAGACUUGAUUACAACGACCGACAGUCAUAAAUGUCUUGACUAAACCCAAGAAUGUGAUCCGACCCGAGUUUAAAGCCGAUGCGGUGUAAGCGACAAUAACUUCCCUGAAUAAACGAACACAACAUGACGCUGCAUCGGUUCUUCAUGCGUUAAAAUCUCAGACGUCCGUCUUUGAUUUCUCUGGAGUUAACUUUUGAAAGCACUUAACGUUACGAGCGCCUGCAUGAAGAUGAAUGUUCCCAAAAAAAAAACAUUUGAUUGUCCCGACUAAGUACUGUAAUAUUUGUAACGCACUAUGUUUACAUGGCGGCCAUUUUUCUUUGACAUCUCGGUCAGGGUGAGAGGGUUUAACUACGUCACAAAGCCAAGAGAGGGUAAGGGCCAUAUUUCACCGUAAAACGAUAUAUUCGAUUAGCUGCUUCUGUUAGUGUUUAACCACUUAUUUACAGAAGCUAGAAAUUUACAACUUACUUUCUAAUCAUGUCAUAAUAUUCAGUUAACAGCUAAGAAUUAGGUUAGAAGACAACAGUUCAUUUAUUUGUACAAUUACCUAACAGUUUACGCCAGAAGAAACUUAAAGCGACAGAGUAGAAAAGCCUAAAACUGCAGUACCACGAGUGGCCACUUGGUGUCAGCUCCCGAAUUGAGUUAAUUCCUACUGAACCUGAUGUAAAAAUGGCAGAAGUUACUUUUUUUGCCAAAUCAGGUCCUGAAUUUAACGUCUAGCAGAGUCGGUGUCUAGGUAUUGUUUUUAUCGUCACAGUUACUGAAUGAAAAUACAGAUCGCCGUUUAGCGUGUUUUACCAAUUGUUUGCUUAAACUUAAACAGCUUGAAAAGGAAGUCUAACAACCACAGGGGGGACGCCAUGAUGGCUACAUCAACAAUUUUUACCAUUUAUGAAUAAACUAAGACAUCGUAUGAUAGCUAGCUACCAUGGAGGAAAGCUAACGUAAGCUUUCGCGACUUUCUAGCGCAGCUUUUCCUACUGUCGUACUGUUGUAACAACUUUCUCGCCUACUAAGACGUAGCUUGAUUCUAACGUUAGCAUUAAUUUUUACAAAACAAUUUCACGAUUAGAUGUUAGGAUUGACACUUUUAUACAGUUGCUAACCUGAAGGUACGAAAUUAAAGUUCCUGCAUUUGUUAGUUUUACAUUUAUAACCCAGAGUGUGACAUCAGAGGAAAAUGGCGGCCGUGUGAAUAUGGUGAAUCAUGUAAAAAGGUCUCAGUAGCCUCUGUUAGUGCAUGCCAGUAAGACACAGUUAAUUUCGCUGUUAACUCAUUAGGUUACGUCACACAUUGUGUUCUUAUGAGUCUGGAGAAAAAGCCUUUUUGUGAACUUUAUUUUGACAUUAGCACUUUUUAUGUGAAUGUUUAUUAUUGACUUCACUGCAAUAAAUCACUUUAGUUGUU